This is a messenger RNA of Hermetia illucens (black soldier fly), 1575 nucleotides long. RefSeq names its product protein spindle-F (gene spn-F). The transcript has 2 exons. The record is from RefSeq and is a predicted model, not a curated record. Bases 148 to 1266 code for a protein of 372 amino acids. Lineage: Eukaryota; Metazoa; Arthropoda; Insecta; Diptera; Stratiomyidae.
CUUAAUUCCUGACAACUCCAAUAACCAUUGCCACUUUCAUCAACUUCGUCAGAGUCCGUGAAAAGAUGUGAUUUCCAUCGCGGUAUUUCGUACGUUGCAAGUAACAUUGGUUCAUUAUUUUGCCAAAUCGCAUAACAUAGUUUUAUCAUGAGUGAGAAUAACAGCUUAAACGAUUCGAACGGUGCUCCAAAUUCGAACCUGGCGUCCGAAUACGCUCUGCGGGUUGCAUUACAAACAAUGAAAGAACGAUGCGUUUCACUUCAGCAGCGUCUGGAGAUCGUCGAAGAAGAAAAUAUUUCGAUAAAAAGCAAAUUGAGUUCGGACAGUGGUUGGCGCGAUGGCAAUAACUCGCGAAGCUCGAGAUCCGAUAAUCAGUCUGAAGCGGAAAUCCUACGUGAUAAGCUAAACAAAAUGACGAAGGAAAAGCUCCAGCUAACGGAGCAUAUUGCGAUGGUUACGACAGAGAAUCGCCAGCUCUGGUCGCGGUUGUCGCAGCUCGUUAAAGAUCAAAACAAUAAACAAAAGAAACCCGAAGUGGAGCAAAGCAGUCCGGGUGGGAGUGCCCAGCGGUUGAUUAGAUCCGAGACCUUCACACAACAUUCGCCAAACGUUCUUUUGCGGCCAAAACCUAUAGUACCUUCGCCUUCAGCGGCCAAUGACGAGUGCAGCAUGGAAGACGUGUCUUUGAAGAAUUUGGAUGACAAGGGCAACGGCAAGGGGGCUAGUGCCAAGUCUUCGUCGACUUUGAAUUUCGGCUACUUAAAUGACGACGCGUCCCGUCUCGGGGACUUCUCCCAGGACUUGAACAGCUGCACCUCAGGCCUGCAAGACAUGAAAAUGGAGCUGAAGCUGCAGCAGGUCAAGUUGAAGGUGUUAGUGGAUCUGAUAAAGGAACGAAGGGCAAAUCCAUCCUGUGCAGAGUGCCGUAAACACAAAGAGAAACCCGAGACUGCUGACAAAGGCCUGGAAACUGACGAAUGUGUGAAUGAAAAACAAAAACGAUCCUCUCUUGUCCGUCAAGAUCAGUUACAAGAAUCCUCGACUAGUUACGAUGGUUCAAAUCACGUCAAUAUCCUUGAGCAAAAGCGCUUGGCGGAUGAAAUGGAUAAAAUGUGUCCAUUAUGCGGAAAAACGUAUACGAGUGCUAUACCGUUUGAAGACUUCAGGGAGCACGUUGAAACGCAUUUCAUCGAUGACAUCGAAUUGGAUCCCAACAGUAUAGAGAAUAAUUUCGAGUUCAUUUCGCACACCGUUGGAAACUUUUGACGUUUCAAAAAGAUUUUCUUUUCAAGCGAACUGUGAAUUAAGUAAUUGAAUCAUUUUAUUACGUUGAGAAAAUGCGUUUUAAAUCCCUCUUUUAGUUUGUAGUUAGCUAGGAAUUUCUAUAUACAAAUAAAAAUUGUGUAUAAUAUGUAUUUGUGAAUAUGAAACGUAUCUAGCUGUAAGUGUUCGAAUGACCUAAAGAAGAUAUGAAUGAAUAUUGUUAGACUGUGGAUAGGACGCCAUGUUUACGAAAGUGUUUUAUUUGUACGAUUUGUCUGAGAUAAAUAAAAAUCCAGUGUUUAUAUAUAUCAA